Messenger RNA from Portunus trituberculatus (swimming crab), 1963 nucleotides. RefSeq names its product transcriptional adapter 3-B-like (gene Ada3). Gene Ontology annotation, biological process: regulation of transcription by RNA polymerase II. Gene Ontology annotation, molecular function: transcription coactivator activity. NCBI's taxonomy places the organism in Eukaryota, Metazoa, Arthropoda, Malacostraca, Decapoda, Portunidae. The record is from RefSeq and is a predicted model, not a curated record. Gene Ontology annotation, cellular component: SAGA complex.
GUACCCUGGUGAGCUGUUUUGGAAUGAUGCCACCUUCACCAAGCAAGUCCAAAAGCAUCCACAAGUCAUCUGGGAAAUUAUUUCGACAUAAAGAAAAAGAACGUUCAGGUAGCAGCAGCAGCAGUGGUAGUGGAAAUAAUGGAAAUAGCACCAACAGUAGCAGCAGUGGUAGCAGCAACAACAUCAGUAGCAGUAACAAGAGAGAUGACCCGCUUGAUUUAAAGGACUGUCCCCUUUCUCUCCCAGUGGUGGGCUCUCUUGAUCACACACGGUCCUUGCCUCGCUACACCUCCUUGGUGAAUGCAGAGGGGGUGUCCAUGGAGGAGCUUGAUGGACUACAGUUGGAGCUGGAGUUACUGCUGUCCUCAGUGUUGGUGCGACAGAUGGCUGUCAACACACAGCUUACCAUUAUCCACCAGCUAGAGAAAGGGAAAAUAGUCUCCAAGCCUCCUGUAUCACCUGGUAAAAAAAUGAAGCGAGAGGAUGGUGAGAGACCCUCCAAGAAGAUGAAAGAGGCCAAUGGAAAGCCAAGGGAUGUUGUUACCACACCUGGUCCACCGCCUGGGGUCAAGCCAUCUAAGGUUAAAUGUUCAGUCCAGAAGUAUGAACCAGUGUUUGAUGUUCCUGACUUGGGUCCUCCUGAGCAGCCCAAACCUCCUCCUCCCAAGAAUGACAUUACUAAUAGAUUCUGGGCUUAUGUGGAGCAGUAUUGCCAGGAGAUUACUGUAGAAGACAUAAAGAUGCUGGAAGACGUGAUUAAUGCUCCAAAUGAUGACAGUGACUACUACAAGACGCCUCCCUUGGGCCGCCAUUACACUCUACGCUGGGCCCAGGAAGAUCUGCAGGAUGAACAAAAGGAAGGCUUGAAACUGGUUGAGGGGAAGAAGAAGGGGAUCAAGGGAGAAUCUGGAAACUCUGACUUAUCUGAUAAAUUAUUGAAGGAAGUGGAUAUGAAUGGGUGUAGUGAUGAUGUGGCACCCUUGGGUCCCCUCACACAACGACUUAUUGCAGGCCUAGUGGAAGAGAAUGUCUUAGUCUCUGAUAUUGAAAAUAAAGGUGUGGAUGGCUUGGGUCUCACUAGACCUGGCUUGAUUAAGUCUUUAGUUGGGAGUGCAUCCAGUCUUGAAAAGAAAAUUAAGAAAGAAUUGCAAGAGCAAGGAGUUAUGGAAACAGAUUAUGGAAAUGAGGAUGACGAUGAUGAGAUUCUGAUGGAGCUGAGGCGAUGCCAGACUGAGCUUCGUGCUGUGUCCAACCAUAAUAUUUCGCAGCUGACUCGCCUGCUUAACUUGGCUCGGGAUUCCCUUGUGCGUCAUGACCUGAAAAAACGUCUCCGUGAUGCUGACCAAAAGGUGUUGGAGGCCUACCGAAACAUUGCAGCUUCACGGCAGAAGAAGAAGACUCCCUCCAAGAAGGACAAAGAUAUUGCAUGGAAAGCAAUUAAAGAUCGAGAAGGAAUAGUUAGACAACUAGAUUUAGCGUCUAAUAAUAAUUGCUAGAGAUGAUACGAUAAUGGAUGGAUAUUUAUAAAAUAUGACCAUAUAUAAAGCUUCUCGUAUUAUGCUUCCAGGUAUUCUUUUUUCUUCAAUGAGACGCACAAGGUUUCUUACAUAAUGUAUGAAGUAAAGUUGCCUUUCCACUAAGAAGUAUAUUUAACAUGUAUAUAUAUUUACUGUGUAAUGAUUUGAUUUUAUAUCUAUUGAAGAUCAAAGGGAAGGUUAUGCAAAAUUUAUUGUAGAUUGAUGUUUGAUAACACUAGAAAGGAAUAUUGUAAGUCUUGAUUGGAUGUUCAAUAUAUGACCUGUAUGCUACACAAAUUUUCAUAGAAACAGUGUUUGGAUUUUUCCAUGCGGUGCUAUUGGAAAAUACAUAGUGCUUUAAUUCAAAAGAGAAGUAAAAACACAUGUUUUUAUGUAAAAUUUACAAGAAAUUAUUUUCACCCAUAUUAAUAAAGGUAUUAAUUAUU